UUCGAUGUGAUGGGGAAUCUGAAAAAUUUUGCAAAAUUUUUUGUAACUAAACAAGGCCCUGAUUUGGAUUCAUGGUCACGGAUAGGCAGCGUCAUUUUGUGUUUUGAGAUUUUGCUGUAAUUCUUUAUUGUUUGGAAGCAACUUCCACAAUACCAUGACCACACACAUGCUUGACACAGCUACCGGCUACCGCUAGCUCAAGCUAAGCUUCAGACGGGCUAGGCUCCGAGAUGUCGUCACGGCGGCCGCACUUCCUAGUGUUCACGUACCCGCUCCAGGGCCACAUCGCCCCGGCGCUCCGCCUCGCCAGGCGGCUGCUCGCCGUCGCGCCCGACGUGCUCGUCACGUUCUCCACCACCAUUGCCGCGCACAGCCGCAUGUUCCCGGCGGCCAAGUCGACGGACGAUGUCGAAUGCGGCGCCGAGGAAGAAGACGGCCGCCUCGAGUUCCACCCGUUCUCCGACGGCACCAAAGGCGGGUACGCCGGCGGCGGGAGCGGGAGCGGGAGCGGGAGCGGCGACGUUGCGGAGUUCAACGCCUACAUGGCGUCCUUCCACGCCGCGGGCGCGCGCAGCGCCGGGGAGAUCGUGGACGCGCUGGCGGCGCGGGGACGCCCCGUCUCCCGCGUCGUGUACACGCUCAUGCUCCCGUGGGCCGCCGACGUCGCGCGGGAGCGCGGCGUCGCGUCCGCGCUCUACUGGAUCCAGCCGGUCCUCGUGCUCGCCAUCUACCACCACUACUUCCACGGCUACGCCGGCGUCAUCGCCGAGCAGUACCGCCGCGGCGACCCGUCGUUACUCGUGGAGCUCCCGGGCCUGCCGCCUCUGGCGGUCAGAGACCUGCCAACCUUCCUCACCGAGUCCACCGACCCCGGCGACUACUUCCACACCGUCUUCCUCACGUUCCGCGACCUGUUCGACACCCUCGACAGGGAGACUUCCAAUUCCACGGCCACCAUCCUCGUCAACUCGUGCCAAGAGCUCGAGGUGGGCGCGCUCGCCGCCAUUGCGCCACAUGACGUGCUCCUGCUCCCGAUCGGUCCGGUGCUCCCGACGGGUGACGAGGAGACGAGCAUGUUCAAGGAGGAGGAUGCUGCCAGGUACAUGGAGUGGCUCCACAGCAAGCCGCCGAACUCCGUGGUGUACGUCUCCUUCGGGAGCCUGGCAACCAUGGCGAGGGAGCAGGUCGAGGAGCUGCUUCUUGGCCUCGAGGAGAGCGGGAGGCCGUACCUGUUGGUGGUCCGGAAGGACAACAGGGCGAUGCUCGCGGAAGAAGCCGAGACGACGGAGCUGGGCGAGCGUGCCAAGAACGGCGUAGUGGUGGAGUGGUGUGACCAGGCGCACGUGCUGUCGCACCCGGCGGUCGGGUGCUUCGUCACGCACUGCGGGUGGAACUCGGUGGCGGAGAGCGUGGCGAGCGGCGUGCCCAUGGUAGGUGUGCCCAAGGUGUCGGAGCAGAGCACCAACGCGCGGCUCGUCGAGCGCGCGUGGCGCGUCGGCGUGCGCGCGCAGGCGGACGGUGGUGGCGUGCUGCGCGCGGCGGAGCUGCGGCGGUGCGUCGAGGAUGUCAUGGGGGACGGGACGGCCGCGGCGGUGGUGAGGCGCAUGGCAGCGGAAUGGAAGCGGGUUGUUGCCGAGGCUAUGGGAAAAGGAGGCUCGUCCUACUGUAAUCUCAUGGCAUUUGUUGACGGUGCAAGGAGCAGCGCUUGAAGGGGGGGACAUGUGCCGCUGUCAUCCGUCGGAAUUCAGUCGGUGAAAUCAUGAACCGUGUGUCAUGUGCAGGGGCGGCAUCACUUGAAGAGUCGGAUGGCACCGAUCGAGAGCUGUCAUGGUCCCGGGAAUCAAGGCCUUGUUUUGUGAAAACUCAUUUGUACUAGUCCUUGUUUAGUUCCGAAAAGUAAAAAGUUUUCGGUAUUGUAGCA
Molecule: messenger RNA, 1921 nt
Organism: Sorghum bicolor (sorghum)
Lineage: Eukaryota; Viridiplantae; Streptophyta; Magnoliopsida; Poales; Poaceae
Product: cyanidin 3-O-rutinoside 5-O-glucosyltransferase
Exons: 1
Coding region: 231-1709 (492 amino acids)
Molecular function (GO): UDP-glycosyltransferase activity
Source: RefSeq, a predicted model, not a curated record